AUGGAAUGCGCCUCAGUCAGAAUCAUGAUCGGAACCAGCUCACCAAAGGGCGGCGAAUUUAGCCUGCCCCGCCAUCGCUGCCGCUCGGAAGCCAUCACCACAAGUUUGGAUGCAGAGAAGUACCCUGUUUCUGAGAUUGAUGAUUUCUCCGGAAGUACCGUCCCGGAUCUCGGGUGUGUGGAAAACGAAUUUGAUAUCCCUGCAAUGAGCAUGGUGUUCUCGGCAAAACUCCGCACCACCAGACCCGAUCCUCAUGAUAUCCAGAUCACUCACGAGAAGCCACUCUUUCGAGGAAAUGGCGACAAUUGA
This is a messenger RNA of Aspergillus tanneri, 309 nucleotides long. RefSeq lists its product as uncharacterized. NCBI's taxonomy places the organism in Eukaryota, Fungi, Ascomycota, Eurotiomycetes, Eurotiales, Aspergillaceae. The transcript has a single exon. The record is from RefSeq and is a predicted model, not a curated record. Bases 1 to 309 code for a protein of 102 amino acids.